Molecule: messenger RNA, 2384 nt
Organism: Folsomia candida
Lineage: Eukaryota; Metazoa; Arthropoda; Collembola; Entomobryomorpha; Isotomidae
Exons: 6
Coding region: 690-2249 (519 amino acids)
Source: RefSeq, a predicted model, not a curated record
UGAUUACGUGGUUGGACGUGCUCACUAAUUGACAGGUCGGAGUGAGCACGCCCAACAGUUGUAAAUAAGAUCAUGUUACGCAACAACUUUCUCUGGUGGGUGAAAGCGGUGCAGUGAAAGUGAGAGAAAGCACAGAGUUGAUCCUUACCCCAUGUCCUUCUGAAAAUACUAUGAGACUGGAGCUAUGUGCGACUUAUGGCUCUUCCAUCUUGAGAUGGAAAAAUCAAAUAAAUAGAUACGGCAGGAAUUUACUACAUAUGUUGGUUUACUAUUCUUACGAUUAAUGUUAAUUAAAAGUUAAUUUUUUGUGCAUACACUUUGUACUUUAGUUUGGUUUGGCUAACAAUGGAGGUGGAUGAGUCAUUUUCUGAAGACGACGACUUCGUCACAACGCAGAAGAGGACGACACCGAAGGUGGUUAAAAAAAGGCGAAAUUAGUGAAAGCCGGUCCAUCUACGCCUGCUGCUAAAUCUAACCUUUCCACCGCAAAGACUGCUACAGCCGCCCCUGAUCCUAGUAAACAUUUGGCCGUGGAGACUACGAGAGCCCCCAACUGUGAUGAAGGGGAAUUAAAUCCCCGUGGUUCGAAGGAUAAGGAGAAGAGAAAGUCGGAAACCGCUACAAGUCUUGCCCGUGAAGACCAGACUUUCCAACCCGUCCCGUGGUCCUACAUUGUUGAUGAGGAGGAGAUGGAAGUGGAGGAGGAAGAAAUGCGACUCAGGGAUGGAAGGGGGAUCAUUUAUAGAGAUGGGGAUUUGGAUGAAGAAUUCCAAAUAAGGCACGUGUCUUUGUUGGAUACGAAAAUUGACACAACGGUUAAAGGUGAAGGGGUCGAUCAAAUCAGAAAGACGAUUCUGCGGUUAGUUGGACUGGCUGAGACUGAAACCACUUCCCCUGACCUCGAUGUUUAUGAAGCCUCCCCACAACUUGUUUUGACCCAGGAGGAGCAGGGAUUGACCGCUGCACAGAAGGAGGUUCUCUUUCAGGAGAUUUUCCGCAGAGGAGGUCGUGUUGUCGUGGAAGACAAACCAGGAUGGUUUUUAAUCAUUCACAAAGCCCCCACCACCGGGUUAAUUCAUUUGUGCUUAGAGAUACCACGACAAGUUAGAGGAGUAUGGAUCUAUGCAGCUUUCAGGCUUUGUACGAAACCAAAGUGUUACCAAUACAACUCAACAUUCUCGAGUGAUGUCUUCCCCAAAUGCAUUCAACAUCAAUCCAAUCCCAUCUAUACCGUGUCAAAAGUGACUGAUUACAAUCGAAAUGACGUUGUGUUGUUUCUUCACAUAAGGGGUAGAAUCUCUGUAGCGUCGAAUUCAUCCGAUCAGACGAAAGAUGAAGAGGCCGAAUUAUAUAUUAGUCAGAUAUGUUCCUCUUACACGGGGUGGAAAAACUAUUGUGCCACGGAGGGCCUAGCAAGUCGACCAAUCCCCAAAUCCAUAUCGCGACACCAUUUUAACAACGAAGGCGAGGCUCUAAGGAUGCUGUCAUUGGAAUCAACAAUUGGAAUGUUUAUGAAACUCGCUCCCGGAUCUCAGCCCAUCAUAAGUUUGGAUGAACUCAUCCCCUUGUGUUAUGGAAUGGAGGAUGAGAUCGACGCACGACUGAAAGAGUUGGGAAUGGAACUCAAGAUUCGUCGCCAUUUAACACCAACGGAGAGGAAGAAGGUCAAGUACCUAUUUCCGGGAGAAUAUCUUCUUGGAGCAGCAGCAGCAGCAGCAGAACAACAACCAAAGAAAGGGAAGACCUUUUUGUACACCAUCAUGAGUCGGAAUAUGUGGUAUUUUGGGUGGAGCAACACCCCCGAUUUCAAGGGCCGUUUGAACGAAAGGGGAAGUGAUGGUGCUAGGGAGUACAAACGCAUAACCGAAAAGAGACAGAAGGGUAGGGAGUUAGAGAUAGAGGGACUGAAACAGAGAGAUAGACAGUUAGGUAGAACAGAGGAGUUAUGUAUUUAUCCACCCCCACUGAAAGCUCCCACCAUGACGUGCUACCUACUCGCCAACUGUGAGGAUGAUGAAAAGAACACCAUCAAGACCAAAACCAUCGAGGCGAAGAUGAUAAUAGCUGGAUAUGUGGCAUAUUUGUUGGGAUUCCGUAAUCCUAUUCGGCCUAAUUCUGACAUCGGUUACUCUGCUAAUAAAUGUGUUUCUAUUGGUUUAGUUGAUUCUACUUCAUGGGGCGAGAUUUGUGAGUUUGUCAAGUUGUUCUGGGGAUUUGAGCCAAUGUUGGCGAAGUAUGAGAGAAAUUGAAGUAUGUAGAGAUUUUUUGUAUAUGUAAAACUAGGAUGAAAUAAAUUGAAUGCGUUUUGCCUUUCAUACCACUUGAGGUUGAACACACCGGUCACGUUGGCUGCAACCACAAGGGGAGGAGGUCACAUUAGAAAA